GGACCAGUGCACUUGUGAUGAUUCAAUUGAAACAUGUAAACAUUGUGAAUUAUCAAGAGACAUUUGUCGUUGUUCAUCAUGUACCAUGUGUUCCAUAGUUAAUUCAUCUGAUGACAUGAAAAUAACAAAAAUAAAUCAAAACAAAAAUGCUGAAAUAAAUAAUGAUCAUUCAACAUUACCAGAUAAUCGCUAUUGUCAUUGUCAUGAAAAAUCAAAACCUUAUGGAUCAGAUAAAUUGCCAUAUCAAAAAUUAAAUAUAUUUUCAAAUGUUAUGAAUGAAUUACGUCAGAAAAUAAAUGAUCGUUCAACUUGUUGCAAUGAAUGCAGUGAAAAUCCAUGUUGUUGUAAAAGAAAUUAUAAUUCUAGAUGAUCUAGACUUUUCAUGAUUUCAUUUAGAUAAUUUUUUACAAUAAAUUUAUAAUUUCAAUAAUAGAUUUUUAUUUAUUGUUAUUAUUUUUUAUCAUGGCAAUUAUUAAUUUAAUGAUAUUUUAAUUUUAUUUUUUUCAAGUCGAUUUAAAGCUGAUCAAUCCGGAAGUUAUCGUUUUCAUAAUAAGAAAAAUACUCAUCAAUAUUAAACAUUUUAUUUAAUUUUUUAAAUACCAUAAUUACGUAAAUUUAUGCAACAAAAAUAUUUAUUUCUUUUAAUUAAAACAUAAAUCAUAACGCGUAAAAAAUAACAAUUCGCAUAUUUUAUUGCUGACUGAGCAUCGAAGAGAAAAAAAAACAAACAAUAAAUUAACAACAAUAAUAUUGAAUAAAAUUUAAAAAAAUUAAUUUCCGGAGAAUUGAUACAAGUUGUCAGUCGAAAAAACAUCAUGAACUUGAUGAGUCUAUAUUCAGCAAAAAGAAUAGCAUUGAUAUCAAGUAAAAGAUUUAUUUUUUUAUCAAUACUACGUUAUUUAAUUAUCAACACACGACAUGAUAUUGUUGACAAAAACAAUCGAAUAAAUAUUGUUAAAAGUUAUGAGUUAUUGAAUUCUUAUGAUUAUAUUAUUAUUGGAGGUGGUACAGCUGGAUGUGUUGUUGCAAAUCGUUUAUCUGAAAAUGAUAAUAUCACAGUAUUACUGUUAGAAGCUGGUGAUGACGAGCCAUUAUUAUCAGAAGUACCAGUUAUUUUUCCAACUCUUCAAUUAACAAAAUUAGACUGGAAAUUUAGAACUGAAAAAUCAAAUAAUUAUUGUCGUGGUAUGGAAAAUGGUGUGUGUAAUUGGCCAAGAGGAAAAGUCAUUGGUGGUAGCAGUGUGUUAAAUGCAAUGUUGUAUGUCAGAGGCAACAGAAGAGACUAUGACACAUGGGAAAAAGCUGGAAAUCCUGGAUGGGGAUAUCGAGAUGUAUUGAGGUAUUUUAAAAAAUCAGAAAAUAUAAAUAUUGAUGAGCUAAAAGGAUCUGUAUAUCAUGGGCAUGAUGGACCAUUGAGUGUAGAAAAAUUUAGAUAUCAUGCACCACUUACAGAUUAUUUUCUAUCAGCAGGACGUGAAAUGGGUUACAAAAAUACAGACAUAAAUGGAGCACGACAAUCUGGUUUUACAUAUUCACAUGGUACCUUAAAAAAUGGUCUUCGAAUGAGUGCAGCAAAGGCGUAUCUUCGUCCAGUAUCAAAAAGAAAAAAUCUUCAUGUAUGGAAUCAUGCAAGAGUAGAGAAAAUAAUAAUUGAUGAUAAAUCAAAAAUAGCAUAUGGAGUUGAAAUAAAUUGUGAAAAAAAAAAAUAUAUUAUUUAUGCUGGUAGAGAAAUUAUUUUAUCAGCAGGAUCUAUUCAAUCACCACAAUUAUUAAUGCUAUCUGGUGUUGGAGAAAAAGAACAUUUAGAUGAAAUUGGAAUUAGGGUUAUUAAAAAUCUUCCAGGUGUUGGAAAAAAUCUACAAGAUCAUGUUGCUAUUGGAGGAAUUAAUUAUUUAAUUGAUCCACCAAAAGUAUAUGAUGAACUUUAUGGAUUUUCAUUUGUUUUACCAAAAUGUUUGACAAUUAAAUCUAUCAAAGAAUUUUUAUUUAAUCAUACUGGACCAUUGUAUGCAUUGCCAACAUGUGAAGCCAUGGGAUUCAUCAACACAAAAUUUACAAAUUAUUACAAAGAUUAUCCUGAUAUUCAAAUAUUAUUUUCAUCAGCUUCAGACAGUACUGAGGGUGGCAUUUAUGGUACACAAAAUUGUGGAUUAAAAAGUGAUAUUUAUGCAAAUAGUUAUGAAAAUAUUUUAUAUCAAGAAUCAUUUGUUGCUGUACCACUUCUUCUUCGUCCAAAAAGUCGUGGUUUUAUAAAACUUCGUUCAUCAAAUAUCAAUGAUUAUCCAGUGAUUGUACCAAAUUAUUUUAGUCAUAAAAAAGAUUUAGAUACAUUGAUUGAAGGUGCAAAGUUCAUUCAUAAAAUGAGUCAAACUAAAAUUAUGAAAAGUUUAAAUGCACGACCAAAUACAAAUGUCAUUCCUGAAUGUGCUGAAUUUUUAUUUUUAUCUGAUGAUUAUUGGAGAUGUUUAGCCACGGUUUACACAUUGACAAUAUAUCAUCCAACUGGUACAUGUAAAAUGGGAAAAGUAAAUGAUCAAAUGGCUGUUGUUGAUGCUAGAUUAAGAGUUCAUGGAGUUCAAGGAGUUAGAGUUAUUGAUGCAUCAAUAAUGCCAACUAUUGUCAGUGGCAAUACAAAUGCACCAACAAUUAUGAUUGCUGAAAAAGCUGCUGAUAUGAUUAAGCAAGACUGGACCAUUAUUGAUAAUUAUUAUCCAAAUAUUUUUGUCAAUCAUAGUAUGCCAAUUGGAAAAUUAAAAAAUAAAUUUAACAAAAAAAAAUAUUGGGAUAUUGAUAAAGUUAUCACGAGAAGAGUGUUGGCAUUUAGAAUAAUGAAAAUGACGUAUCGACGUUUAAUUUAUUAUUUAUCUUUACGUUAA
Molecule: messenger RNA, 2876 nt
Organism: Aphidius gifuensis
Lineage: Eukaryota; Metazoa; Arthropoda; Insecta; Hymenoptera; Braconidae
Product: glucose dehydrogenase [FAD, quinone]-like
Exons: 5
Coding region: 816-2876 (686 amino acids)
Molecular function (GO): flavin adenine dinucleotide binding; oxidoreductase activity, acting on CH-OH group of donors
Source: RefSeq, a predicted model, not a curated record